UUUGCGAUUUUAAUAUUUUUACGACAGUUUAAUGUCUUUCCACUAUCCACGUAGAGUAAAAGAUUUACCUGCUUUAGAACCGGACUCUGACGAAGAAGAUGUUAAUCAGGAUCCUAAAAAUGAGGAUGAACUUCAAAAAAGUGGAUCGAAAAAUCAUUUAGCAGUGAUAGAAGCACCCCCAAAAGUAUUUGGAGCUUUUAGCAACAUGCGAAUGUUCCCCAAGCGUUGCUCAGAAUUACCCACCCUCGAUUCAGAUGAGUCCGAAGAAGAAGAAAACCCCAAAACUGAUAAUCUUAAUUGUGCUAUAUUAAAUGAUUCCUUUAUCAUGAGUCCUGCGGAUAACUCUGUACUUAAAACACCUGGCCCGCCAUCAGGCGUAAAGAAGAAGCGUGCUGUUGGCAAUCUGUCAUUUCUUACAGAUUUUAAUAAAUUGGCAAUAAACACUGAAGGCAAAGAAAAUAUAAAUAAAAGUGAAGAUUUAAUAACAGCGGUGGUAGAAACUAUACAACCAAAUGCCGCCAGUACCGCAAGAAAGCCACAUUUAAGCCGAGCAAUCACUUCGUGCCCUCUGCAAAGUAUACAGGAAGACAAAGUGGCAAACGAUAACCAUACCGGAGAUAUUAUCCGCAAAAGUAAUGAAAACUGUUCUGGAGCUGUUUUGCAACGUUUUAAUUCUGAUCCUACGCCACAGAAAAAUGCCAAGUAUUCAGAUUUAGAAACACCACUUCGGCAAAAUAACAACACAGCACUGAUUCCUGCAAUAGCAACUACAAAUGACGGUAUUGCUGAUUCGCAAUUCGCCACACCACAAAUUCGAUCAUUCUCAGUUCAGCGGAGGCCACGAGGCUUGUGUUCGACGCAGUCUCAAAAAGAGCGUACGGCAAUUGCUAAUGAGUUUCGCUCUCAGAAGGUUCUAUUUCAAACGCCAAUGGCUAUAACGCGCGCACCCGUCGUGUGUUUACCUAAUGAUAGUAUUACUUUAUCCCUUUGUGAUUCCAUAAAUGGUGCUGAAACUACUCCCAAAACUACAGAAAAUAUACAACAGAAUACUGACAAAAAUGUUGUAGUUAAGCAAGAGUUAAUUGUUAAAUCAAAGAAGUCACUGGAGAAUGUUUUUUCAAAAUCAGAUAAACUGGAGGAACCAGAUAGAAAGAAACCACCUAACAUGAAGAGUUCAGCAUCGAAAGAAAAAGAGGAUAAUUUGCACAUUAAUAAUUCGGAUUAUACAAUCAUUAAAAAAAUCGGUUGUGGAGGCUCCAGUUCCGUUUAUUUGGCGAAAAGAAAUUCGGAUGGUACUGAAUGUGCAUUAAAGGUUGUUGAUUUGCGCGGUGAUCCAGUUGUUGUUGAUGGCUAUUUAAAUGAAACAAAAUUAUUGGCAAAACUUCAAGGAAACAUCUGUGUGGUAGCACUCUAUGAAUACCAACUAUUGCGCAAUGAGUCAAGACUCUUUCUCGUCAUGGAAAAGGGAGACUCGGAUCUGCAUAAAAUUUUACAGACAUAUACUACAAAUCUGCCACUAUAUGUACUUAUGAAUUUUUGGUAUCAAAUUUUGCAAGCGGUUAAUUACAUUCACCAAAAUGGCGUCAUACAUUCUGACUUGAAGCCAGCUAAUUUUUUAAUGAUAAAUGGUCGUUUGAAAUUAAUAGAUUUUGGUAUUGCCAGCAAUAUUGCACUGGACUCAACGAGUAUAAUCAAAUUUUCUCAAGCAGGAACAUUUAAUUAUAUUAGUCCCGAAGCUCUUACCGACACAUCAACGGGAUCUAGCCCGAUGCGCAGUAAUCAACCAAAAAUAAAGAUAUCAACAAAAUCCGAUGUUUGGUCGCUUGGAUGCAUACUAUACUUAUUACUUUAUAAGCGCACUCCAUUCUCGCAUAUCAAAAAUAUCUAUGCCAAAAUAAAUGCUAUUACAAGUCCUACAACAAACAUCGAAUAUCCUACAAUUCCUUUAUAUUAUCCAGCAAUGCUUGUGCACAUGGCAAAAAAUUGCUUACAACAUAAUCCCAAAAAGCGUCCAUCUUGCGCUGAACUACUACAGUAUCCAUUUAAUAUGGUUAUACCGAUACAAAAUUUAGCGGUACCAACUAUGAUUAAAGAGAAAAAUUAAAACUCAAUAUACAUAUAUAUAUAGCGUAGAGAUUAAAAUCAAGGUUUAGUUUAUAUUAUAUGCUUCGUUUAUGUAGGCCACACAUCUGUAAACUACAAAUGCUUCUUCAUUUACA
Bactrocera tryoni is the source of this 2219-nucleotide messenger RNA. RefSeq names its product dual specificity protein kinase TTK (gene Mps1). Gene Ontology annotation, molecular function: protein serine/threonine/tyrosine kinase activity; ATP binding; protein serine/threonine kinase activity. The record is from RefSeq and is a predicted model, not a curated record. Gene Ontology annotation, cellular component: spindle; nucleus; kinetochore. The transcript is spliced from 8 exons. The coding region runs from base 32 to 2104 and encodes 690 amino acids. Lineage: Eukaryota; Metazoa; Arthropoda; Insecta; Diptera; Tephritidae. Gene Ontology annotation, biological process: peptidyl-serine phosphorylation; mitotic spindle assembly checkpoint signaling; chromosome segregation.